GGGGCCAGAGGCAGCCCUGGGGCGAGGGAGAUGGAGUUCUCCAGCCGAGCGAGGCAGAAGCAUGCACGGCUGGUUGGAGACCGGCGGGAGCAGUACCCUCACAGCCUGCAGUUUUAUCUGGAGCCCCCGAUGGAAAGCAUCUCCUUGGUGGAGUUUGAGAGCUUAGCCAUUGACCGCCUGAAGCUGCUUAAAGUAGUUGAGAAUCUCGGUGUGAGCUAUGUAAGAAGUAGUGAUACAUACAAAAGUAAACUGGAGGCUGAGCUCCGGAAACUGAAGUUUCCAUACAGAGCUUUGGCUGAGGAUGAUUACGAGGCAAGAAGAAAAGAUCAUAUCUCUCAUUUCAUACUACGCCUUGCCUACUGCCAGUCUGAGGAUCUCAGGCGUUGGUUUCUUCAACAAGAAAUGGAUCUCUUUCGAUAUCGCUUCAAUGAACUAACUGAAAGUUUAAUGCAGAAAUUCCUGGAACAUGUGAACUUAUCAUUUGAAGCUAUUGGUGAAGACCUGAAAAAUGAAUUGGCUUAUGAGUUGAGUGUGUCAACCCCUGGCUUCAGUCUGCCUAAAGUAAAAGAACAAAUGUUCUAUAAGGUUGGACUUGCAGAUGCUGUGGAUUUAUUUAGAGCCAGAAAAGUAUUUAUUAAAGAUGGCUUUGCAUAUGUGCCAUUUAAGGAGAUUGAUGUCAUUGUUUUGAAUAACUAUAGAACAAAACUGUCUAAAGCACUGGCGACCCACAGACCCAUAUCAGAGCUAUACUGGACCCAGUACUGCACAAAAGAGGAUUGCUUCAGAGAAAUCUGAAGUGGGACAAAAGGGGGAGAGGAUAGAAGAAGGAUCUGAUGCAUGGAUACAGGAUGGAAGGAUGAACCCACACUGAAGCAGAUGGAGAAUUCCUGAAGGAACCACAGCCUGUGGAGAACCUAUGCUUAAGGAUUUUUGUUUUCUGGGAGUGCAUCCCAUGGGAGAAAGCCCGUGCCAGCGCAGGGGGAAUCGUGAGCAGGCAGGAGCUGUGGAGAGGAGCUGUUCUGGACCGAGCACAGCUGUGCCUGCUGUCCACCUGCUGCCCUGGGUGGAAGCUGUGGGAAUCUCAGAUGGAGUAGCACAGUGCAGCUGAUAAGAGAGGGAAGCAAAGGCAUUGGCUUGUUUUUCUCUGCUCCUCACUACCUGAGUCUUACUGACAGUAAAUUACAUUAAUUUCCCUCACGUUGAGCCUGUUUUGCUUGCAGUGGUAACUGUUUAUCAAUCUCCCUGUCUUCAUCAGCAUCUGUAGUAAUUUGGCUCUUAGGUUGGGGCGAGUUAUCUGUGGCUGUUCUUCUAAUAUUUUGUCAUGAGGCUUGUAGUUCUGCUGAGGUUGGAGGAAAGGAACCAGCACUCUGGUUCCAGCUCACAUAGCCAUGUUAGCUUCUGUGUUUCCUGGUCUCUUUCUCUGAAUCAGCUCUCUGAUAAAUUCACGGUGUGGGGAUCCUAGAUACUGAAAAACCUAACUCUGAUUGGGAUGCCUCCCAGUAGUGUUUGAAUCAAAUACAUUGAAUCUUUAUGUCACUUUACCUUAAUGAACAUUACAUUCAGAAAAUGCUUUGUCCUAAAGCUUUAGUGUUUUUUGAACAAUAUAUUUUAAAGCCAUAAACUGAUGCUUGAGAAUGUGUAAAUAUUCCUGCUGUGUGAGUGCUUUUAUGGUGUGCUGACGAGUUGAUUUUACAAAGACUUGUAAUUAUCCAUGCAUAACUGAGCCAUAGAUUCAUUAUACUUUUUUAAAAUACUUCCCCUUUUUUUUUGCCUAGCAGUUGAAGUAAUAACUUGGCUGGUCUCUGAAUUGUUGCUUUUGUGAACACUCUUUGUCAGAACAUCAUAUAAGAUCUAACUGUCUGCAAAUUAAAAUAUAACCUAGAAAUAGCACUAAUUGGUGCCACAAGAAUUUGAUUCCAGUAUUAAUACAUACAAUCUUGAUAGACCAUUUUUCUUCUUAAUUUAAUACCAGCACUUUUUUACUCUGAAUUGCUAUCUUAUGUAAUCUGAAAAAAUGUCUACAAAUAAAAUUGUUGGUUUUGAGGACUUGAUGCAAAAGGAAGACCUCACUGGUGCUUUCUAAUUUUGUAUAUUUUUUUCUUGAUUCCUUUCCUGAUUUGGCAUGUAGUAUUUUAAACAGUUAGAAAUGGGAAUCAAAUAAGUUGCAUUACUAAUAUUUAUAAUGAUUUAUCUUUUAAAAUGAAAUAUUAGUCAAAUAAAUACGCUAUUUUGGUUGACUUAUGCUAUAGGUACAAAGAACCUCCUAAUUCAGAAAAGUAUCAGUAUACAUAGCACCAUCUGUGAAACAUUUUCUUCCUAAAACACCUAAGUUUUUAAGCAGUGGAGCAGAAGGCUUUAUGUGGUGGCAUUAAUGGGGAGAAAGUAUGAUUGAUGAUGGUCUUGUCACUUGAAAUUCAUUUCAGGUGUUGUGUUCCCAGUGUUAACUCAAAGUAAUUCACUGUAACAUAAAUGGAUGGUUUUUAUAAUAUGCACAUACAAGGUUAGUAAGGUAAUAACUUAGGCAGUGUAAGGUAAAACGUGAUUACAGUGACUUUGAAUCUCUCAGGUGAAGUUUUCAGUGAGAAUUUUGCAGAGAAGCAGCUGGUCUUCAUUUCUGAGUAUUACAAGGUCACUGUCAAAGGCACAGGUCACCUGAAUAAAAUGGUGAUAUUCUGAGUGGGAGAAGUGAUAUUCAGGGAAAUCAUUUAGAGUGUGUGUGUGUUAAGAGAAGACUGAAAUUGUAUGUUGACUUGUUACUGGACUUUCCUUUGUGGCUUUUUUUUGGCUGUUGUCUCAUUGCUGUCUGUUUUCUAAAAUCCAUCCUUCAGUGUUUUAUCUCCUCUACUACUUGAAGUACAUGUGUUCCUUUUAGAGACCACAUAGAUUGCUAGUAUAAAGUAAUUAUAAAUAAAGUUAGGUGGCUAAAUGAAAUUUGACUGUAUUCAGUAUUUUUUCUUUCUAUUUCUUCUCAUGUCUUCUUGCAUCUUUCAUACAGAGUUUAAGAGUUUAAGUACAGAAUUUGCAGCAUAUGCAAUUGGUGUGGUCUCUGCAUAGUCCUGUCUGGUUUGAUUUGUAUGAAAGUGCUUCGAUCUUCACAUCGAUAUUUCAUGGUAGUCAAGCCAACAAAACAAGAUUUGCAGUAUUUGAAGCACGUGGAAGGCUUGCCUAACUAAGUUGUUCCCCAAAUUUCAGAAAAAAAAAAAUGGAACUGAAUAUAUUAGUUGAAAGUGCAAUUUUAUUUCUUUGUUGUGUGGUAAAUGUGAUAACCUGAAAACUCAGUUAAUAUGGCACCUGUUAAAUGUCAUUUAUUAAUAUGCGGGUAGCAGUGAUUUGCAAACAAUGCACUUAAGUCAGUGAGAAAGAAUUGUAAUAGCAUAUGCAGUUGGUGAGUAAACAGAAGUCUGCAUCUCGGGAUGACACUGUUACAAAUUUGCAUUUUUCCUGAUUAUUUUCUCUUGGUGGCCUGUGACCCACAGCCAUUUGCAAUGUGAUAGCUGUAGCAGUAUCUGUCUGGAGUUAAUUUCAUCCACUGUACUCUGGCUUAGCAAGUUUAUGGAGCAGGCAAAAAGAAAUGGGUUGAAUCACUAAACAUUGUGAUGACAACCUCUCCAAUUACAUGGUGUUUUUUUCACACAUUUUGCAUUAAAAUAUGGAGAAUGGCUGUUCUCCUUAGUAAAGUGGUAUUGUGUCCUAAGCCAAGGAAUGCACAUUGCACAUAUGACAUUAACAUCUUCUUGGCAUUGUGGCUAAUGAUAAACAUUGUCUGACCUUUGGGGAAGGGCUAAAUCUUAAAUCCCUUUUUUAGUCAGAAGGAAAAAUGGGAGAUGACUGUUAGUAGAUUGAAAUCAGACAUGAUAUAAAUUGAACACCUGGUAGUCAUAUCAGGUCUUGGCAGAUUAACGUAUAGAAUCUUUUCAGAGUUUGGAGCACUCCUUUAAGCUGCGAGUGUCACAGUAAAGUAUGCACAAGUUUUAUCUCAGCAAUGCCUUUGCCAAGAGGUGGUUAAAAGAAAUUCUACUGUAAAACUGAUUUUAAAAAAUCCCACUAAUUUUGCUGAUACACAACUCAAGUGUUUUGAACUCUUUUAAGAAAAAAGUAGCAAUAUCCUU
Messenger RNA from Cyanistes caeruleus (blue tit), 4109 nucleotides. The record is from RefSeq and is a predicted model, not a curated record. Lineage: Eukaryota; Metazoa; Chordata; Aves; Passeriformes; Paridae.